This is a messenger RNA of Alternaria metachromatica, 264 nucleotides long. RefSeq lists its product as uncharacterized. The coding region runs from base 1 to 264 and encodes 87 amino acids. The record is from RefSeq and is a predicted model, not a curated record. The transcript has a single exon. NCBI's taxonomy places the organism in Eukaryota, Fungi, Ascomycota, Dothideomycetes, Pleosporales, Pleosporaceae.
AUGACAGCCCAAACCAACCCUCCAACCAAACAGUCCGCCAACACUGCACCAAACACCUCAUACGAACACGAGCAGACCUCCGAAUCCGAAACCGACCUUCUCAUCCCUUAUGUCUCUGACGACGACGAUGAUUCCGACGACGAAGCAGACUCCAACAACGAACCUGGUGCCUUCGGCCACUGCUGGCACUGCGACGCCCCCUUACCUCUGCCCACCGCAGAUGGAGCCAACGUCAACUGUCUCGAAUGUCAGUUUCCGAACUAA